This is a messenger RNA of Fukomys damarensis (Damara mole-rat), 944 nucleotides long. RefSeq names its product DLA class II histocompatibility antigen, DR-1 beta chain. Gene Ontology annotation, cellular component: late endosome membrane; lysosomal membrane; MHC class II protein complex. The transcript is spliced from 5 exons. Lineage: Eukaryota; Metazoa; Chordata; Mammalia; Rodentia; Bathyergidae. Gene Ontology annotation, biological process: positive regulation of T cell activation; antigen processing and presentation of exogenous peptide antigen via MHC class II; peptide antigen assembly with MHC class II protein complex. Bases 137 to 667 code for a protein of 176 amino acids. Gene Ontology annotation, molecular function: MHC class II protein complex binding. The record is from RefSeq and is a predicted model, not a curated record.
UCCAAAUAAGCAAAAAUAAUCCCAACAAGGGAAAUGGAGUAAGUCCCUGUUUCUGCUGGAUAUGCAGAGUGCUGAGCUGUGUUCUCUAAAAGGGAAACAUGAAUUCUAGGAACAACUGAGGUCGGGAGUAGGAAAAAUGGAUGGAGAGAAACACAGUUUCCUUCUCAGAGAGACAGAAGGGAGACAGGGAGAAGUGAACCCACCCUGCUUUCCAGAGGUGUUUUCUAGAGCAAAGCCCCGAGUGGAGCCCAAGGUGACCGUGUACCCCACCAAGACCCAGGCCCUGCAGCACCACAGCCUCCUGGUGUGCUCUGUGAGUGGCUUCUACCCCGGCCACAUCGAAGUCAGGUGGUUCCGGAACGGCCAGGAGCAGGAGGACGGGGUGGUGUCCACAGGCCUGAUCCGGAACGGGGACUGGACCUUCCAGACCCUGGUCAUGCUGGAAACAGUUCCUCGGAGCGGAGAGGUUUACGUCUGCCGGGUGGAGCACCCGAGCUGGAGCAGCCCCGUCGCCGUGGAGUGGAGGGCACAGUCUGGACCUUCACAGAGCAAGAUGCUGAGUGGAGUCGGGGGCUUUCUGCUGGGUCUGCUCUUCCUCGGGGCGGGGCUGUUCAUCUACUGCAGGAAUCAGAAAGGACACUCUGGACUUCAACCACAGGACUCCUGAGCUAAGGGGAGGUGACAGCCCUGCAGGAGGACCGUGUCCCUGCUUCUCCAGGUCUCUUCCACGUCCAGACCGGAUUCCCGCUCGGCUCUCGUUCUCCCACAGACAGAGGCCCAGGGUGCACAGGACUCUUCCUCCCUGAGGCCUUCUCUGCUCCUCGCCACCCCAAAGCCCCGGCACAGACUGCAGCCUCCCUUCAUGUCUCCUGGACCCUCUGUGGUUACCGUUUACCUCCUCCACCUGCCAAACUUCCCUUAGGAGACUUUGCUUUGCCACUUUC